UCCUCCGGGUGGGGCGCGAGCCAAUCAUGGCGGAUUCUUGGGCUGCGCAGUCCUUGCAAGCUCUGCCGGCCACGGUGCUAGGCGUCCUGGGCGCCCUGGGCAGCGAGUUCCUGCGGGAGUGGGAGGCGCAGGACAUGCGCGUGACCCUCUUCAAGCUGCUGCUGCUGUGGUUGGUGUUAAGUCUCCUGGGCAUCCAGCUGGCGUGGGGGUUCUACGGGAGCACGGUGACCGGGUUGUAUCACCGCCCAGGUCUGGGCGGCCAGAACGGAUCCACACCUGAUGGCUCCACGCAUUUCACUUCAUGGGAAACAGCAGCAAACGAACCUCUCAAAACCCACAGAGAAUAAGGGAAGGCAGCAGAGGGGUCUCCGGGGACAUCACCGGGUCUGCUGGCUCCCACACUGGGUUCUGCUGCCCAGACCCCAGGGAUGACUGCAGGGGGGUCAGGGCUGGGGGUCAGGGAGUACCCCAGUACUUGCCCAGUUGGGCCUCCACUGCCCUUGGCCUUUGCUCCAGCAGCCCCAGGCACUGGGCCAGUAAAGAGUCAGCCUCCACCCUGAUAUGGGUGCCUGAGGAGAGAAAGCAUGUUCCUCCUUUCAGGGGUCAGUUUAGAAGCCUCUGGGUUGGGAAGGCCGGCGAUCCAAUUUGUGUCUUGGCUUUUUCCUGUCCCUUUUCCCAUCCCCCUGGGAUGUGACCCCAUAGAGAUUUGUCCAAGAGGAAGCCUGAGGUUGACCAGCUCUGGGAUUCGUAAGGGAAGUCUGUUUUCCCCUAAACCCUAGGUUUCCUGAAUUUGGUUUUGUUGGCAGGGAGCUGGGAAUCUUGGUCUGAACACAGCCUUAUACUUUAUGGUCACUUAGCUGGACAUCCAAGUAUAAGGCAGGGGGCAGCUGGCACCAUAGAUGUGGAGGUACCAAACACCCACCUCCCCGGUGCAUCCAGAGCUCCCCAGGGCUGAGCCUGGCUAUGGAAGUUUCUUUUCCCAAGCAUCAUCCUCAUGUUCCUCUCAGUCCUUCUUGGAGGGAAGCCGGGUACCUGAAAGAGGCUGAGCCCCAGGGGUGACCUCCCACCCACACCACAUAAGGGCUCACAGGGUUGUGGGUCUGGACCCUGCCCGCUAGUGCGGAGGUUAGUGCGGAGCGGCCCCACCCUGUCCUGGAGCCUCAUCCUAAGAGCCCAUGGGCUCAGCUCCUCCCCACUAGCACCAUCUCAGCCCCAAAAACCCCUUGAGGUAAAAGCCACCGGCUUGGCAGGCAUGCCACUUCCACAGUGGGCCAGGGGAGCCUCCAGAGGUGUGGAGUUCCUGUGAACUGCAAACGGCAGUUCCUGAGAGCAGUGUGGCCCUACACCUGCCUCCUUCCCUGAUGGAUGUACUUCUGCCUGCUCCUGCUGGGCCACCAGCUACCUGUGUCCCGCUGUCUGCUUCUGCUCUGUUAGAUGUCACAUUUCCAUCUGACAGCCUUUGCAGCAAGGUGCACUGGAAGUAGGAAUACCCUGAGCUCUUGCACAAGUACGUCGUCCAGAGUUAUCUUCUGGUUGGCAGGACGAUGGUUUUGCAGCCCCAGGCCUACCCACUGACACCACACACAGAAUCAGGGUCUCACAUUCUAUCCCAGGCUCAACUGAGGAUGUGGCUUAUUAAACAUGGAAGUGCA
Hipposideros armiger (great roundleaf bat) is the source of this 1652-nucleotide messenger RNA. RefSeq names its product T cell leukemia translocation altered (gene TCTA). Gene Ontology annotation, biological process: osteoclast fusion. Lineage: Eukaryota; Metazoa; Chordata; Mammalia; Chiroptera; Hipposideridae. The coding region runs from base 27 to 347 and encodes 106 amino acids. The transcript is spliced from 3 exons. The record is from RefSeq and is a predicted model, not a curated record.